ACAGAGAGACAGACAGGUUCAGGUCUACAGAGAGAUGAAGAUGAUGAAGAUGAUGAUGGUCCUCUCUGGUCUCAUCUGUGUCUCAGCUGAUGUUCUACAUCAGGACCUUUAUAUCCUCGGCUGUUCAGACUCUGAUGGAGAGUUUAUGUAUGGUCUGGAUGGAGAAGAGAUGUGGUACGCAGACUUCAUCAACCAGAGAGGAGUGGAGCCUCAUCCCAGUUUCAUAGAUCAUCUUACCUGCCCAGGAUGUUAUGAACAAGCUGUGACUGAUCAACAGAUCUGCAGAGGGAACCUGAAGAAUUCCCGUAAAGGCAUGAAGGACUUCCCAGUGGAGCAUGAUCCCCCAUCCAGUCCGAUGGUGUACACCAAAGAAUCCGUGGAGCUCGGAGAGAAGAACACCCUCAUCUGUUAUGUGACUGGUUUCUAUCCUGCUCCUGUCAUCUUCUCCUGGACAAAGAACGGAGAGAACAUCACCGAAGGAAGCAGCACCAACGUUCCCUACCCCAACAAAGAUGGUUCCUUCUACCAGUUCUCCAGACUGGAGUUCAUCCCACAGCUGGGAGACAUCUACAGCUGUACAGUCAACCAUCUGGCCCUGGACCACCCACUGACCAGAAUCUGGGAUGUGGAGAAGACUCAGCCCGGUAUUGGACCAGCAGUUUUCUGUGGACUGGGUCUGACUGUCGGUCUGCUCGGUGUGGCUGCUGGAACCUUCUUCCUCAUCAAAGGAAACGAUUGCAGCUGAUUGGUUGGGGUUGAUGAUGAUGUCAUUAUGGUUUAUGUAGAGCAGAUGUGGUACAGAU
Molecule: messenger RNA, 803 nt
Organism: Perca flavescens (yellow perch)
Lineage: Eukaryota; Metazoa; Chordata; Actinopteri; Perciformes; Percidae
Product: mamu class II histocompatibility antigen, DR alpha chain-like
Exons: 4
Coding region: 35-745 (236 amino acids)
Biological process (GO): antigen processing and presentation; immune response
Cellular component (GO): MHC class II protein complex; membrane
Source: RefSeq, a predicted model, not a curated record